AUGACACGAGGAACACGAACACGGAACUUGUCCAGGACCUCCUGUACUCGCUCUACCACACGAGCAGUGGCGCGUGUGGCACAUCUUAAUGAUAGGCUCGUGGCAGCGUAUUCUGAUUCGGUCUUGCAAGAAGCGGAAACCCAGCUGACAGAUUUGACCUCAGGCAAUGGCGAAGAGACCUCAGCAGACACAUCCUCACAAGGCUCUCAUUCCAAAGCCAAUGCCAAAGCCAAAGCCAGAGCAGGCAACGGCAACAAUAGUGAGCAGAGGGCCAAUGUCGCUGAACAGGCUGAAGACGGAUUCGAUGCGGGUACAGACGCGCAAGGAGAUACCGACGCAGACGAAGAUGAAGCCGAGCUGACCGAGACGAGCCCGUACUCACCCUUCUGUGACUUGAUCAAGGACCUUUAUCAACGUUUUGGCCAUGAUCAGGAAAAAAUGAAGCUUCUCGCAAAGCCUAUUUCGUCGCCGCUUGUCCAAGAACUUCAUGCUCAUGCGCGACAUUUGCUAGAGACUUGGCGUGAGGAUGACCUUAUUAAUCAAAAACAAUUGUUUGUCGCAUUAUCAUGCAUCAUCAACACCAUCGAUGGGGACAACGCAGCAUUCCACAACGAGUUUGCCGACCACAAGAAGUCAUGCGUCGUGGAAGGCUUCAUGACGCCGACCCAACGCCAGCUGGACUUUGUUGAGCGGAUGAUGCAAGAGACAAAUUUCCUCCACACGCUGGAUCUCGACACCUUAGACAUUUUUUCAUUGCGCCAUGCCUGUGACCUGCGAGUUUCGUUCAAACAAGAGUCACCUUUUUUCCAGGUGCCGAACACCGAGGCGAUGAAGGAGGAGUUGACCAUUUGCUCGCUCGUCCACAUUCUGAAGCUGGUCGAGCUGUUCUGCUGGGAGGCAAAGACAGCAGACGCGGGAUCGAUCCAACUCCAGGUCCAAAGGUGCAAGAACUUGCGCCUCAACGCCUGCUUCAUCGGCACCACGCACUCAAUGGCAGGCCUGGACCGCAGGCGACCCGUCUACCCCCUCCCAUCCCCGUUACUCCUGGACAUUGCAGGGCGAACCGCCCUGCCCUACAAGAUCCACAAGAUCAACCCUGAUGUCUUUGUGGCGGGGGCUGUGACGGAGAAAAAAGGCCUGAUCUGCCUGCCCCGUACGAAGGAAGACAUGGUCGACUUCCUGAGGGAGGGCAUGCGCAAGGUGAAGAAGGAGGAGGCCAAGAACAGGAUGCUGGGAUACGAUUCCCUGGACGAGGGGCGAAACCCGGUCAUCAACACUCCCAUUAAGCGCUACAAGGUUGCCACCCCACGCAUGCCCACUCUGAAGAGACCUCGGCAGAAGUCGCCGUCCAAGGCCAAGUAG
Linnemannia hyalina is the source of this 1362-nucleotide messenger RNA. Lineage: Eukaryota; Fungi; Mortierellomycota; Mortierellomycetes; Mortierellales; Mortierellaceae. The record is from the annotation of a GenBank genome assembly.